GGAAGCUUAGGCCAUGGUUACAAAACCUGCGAGAACAGUUUCUUUGCAUACCUCCUGAAGAAUGUCAUGCAGUAGAUGAAAUUAUGGUGCCAUUCAAGGGAAAAUCUCAUCUACGUGUCUACAUGCCUGCAAAACCACACAAAUGGGGUUUUAAGAUGUGGGGACGUGCAGGACAAAGUGGCUUUCUUUAUGACUUUGAUGUUUGUCAAGGUGCAGAACAUCAAGACAGAGAAAAAUCAGAAGUGGGUGUUACAGGAGAAGUUGUGCUGAAAAUGACAUCAACACUUCCAGCAGGAAAAAAUCACAAGGUCUUUGCAGACAAUUACUUUACAUCAGUUCCCCUGGUGCAGCACCUAAAGGAGAGAGAAAUCCACUACAUUGGCACAAUCCGGAUGAACAGGAUGGCCAACUGCACCAUGAUGGAUGAAAGGGAAAUGAAGAAACAUGGAAGAGGGUCAGUGGACUUCAGAGUGAACCAGGACAACAACAUCAUUGUAAGAUGGUUUGACAACAAAGCAGUGAACCUGAUUUCUUCAUUUGUGGGUAUUGAACCUGUGGGAAAUGUGAAACGCUGGGAUCGCAAAUCCAAAACUCACAUAAUGGUUCCCAGACCAGCCAUCGUUGAAGCAUAUAACAAGUUCAUGGGAGGCGUCGAUCUCCUUGAUAUGCUGUCUGCACUUUACAAAUUCAGCUUCAGAUCCCGAAGAUGGUACAUGUACAUCUGGUGGCACACUGUUACAGUGGCAGUCAUCAAUGCGCGGAACCUCUACAGAAGAGACCAGAAGAUGCUAGACCCCAAGAUGAAAACCAUGGCUCUGCGAAGGUUUCAAGCUUUGGUUGGUACUUCACUCACAAGUGCUGGAAAGGCUAAAAAGGUUGGCCGACCACUAUCCUGUCCAGAAGCAGCUCCAUCAGCACCCCGUAAAAGGUCAAGCUGCAGUGUGUCCCUGGAUGUCAGAAGGGAUGCCAUGGAUCAUUUUCCAACAUGGGAAACCCGACAAAGAUGCAAGCAUUGCACCAACAAUCACUUCUCACAUGUGUACUGUGAGAAGUGUAAGGUGCAUCUUUGCCUGAACAAAGACAGAAACUGCUUUCGUGACUACCACAAAGUGAAAUAAAAGGACUGGAAAAAAGAUCUAUGUAAAAAAAAAAAGAGAGAAAAACUGCCUAAAAUGUUCUAUGUUUUCAAACUGUUAAAGGCAUAAUAGAUUUUUUGUAUCUAAAAUCUACACUGUUGUAAGCAAAACGUUCCCAAAAAGCCUGAUGUAUCAAAUGUGAUACAAAAAAUAUAUCAUAAACAAAAUGAGUUGGCAAUUUUUUUUUUUUUUUGAUUUUGAUUCAAGGCUUAAUAAACAUCUAAUUUCCAAAAAUAUAUAAUUUUCUGCCAUUGUUUUAAUGUGUCAGGCUUUAAAGGGUUAAAAGCAGAAAUGCUGGG
Megalobrama amblycephala (Wuchang bream) is the source of this 1435-nucleotide messenger RNA. RefSeq names its product piggyBac transposable element-derived protein 3-like. The transcript has a single exon. Bases 84 to 1118 code for a protein of 344 amino acids. The record is from RefSeq and is a predicted model, not a curated record. Lineage: Eukaryota; Metazoa; Chordata; Actinopteri; Cypriniformes; Xenocyprididae.